AUGGCCGAGCGCUCGAGACGUCUCUAUUGGUCGUGGCUCACGUCGCUCGUGCUCACGUACUGGCUCAAGACGAAGCGGCAUCUGAUGUACUGGCUCACACUAUGGGUCUGGACACCGCUUGUUGCUCGUCUUCGACGCAAUGGCUACACUGGUGUGGAAAACGAGGCAAUGAGUGGAGCUCGCGACCCCUAUACGGUAUCCUCUGGUGGUGCUGACGCAUGUCCGAUACGUCUCGAGGCUUUGGAUGGCCCGUGUGGACUCGUGAACAUUGGCAACUUUUGCUUUGUGAAUGCUGUGCUGCAGUGCCUGGCGACUGUCCCCGGGUUUGUCGAGAGCGUGGACCGCGCGCUGCGGACGCGCAAUCAGCUCUAUUCCAGUCCAUUAGGGGACGAUAACCACGAGAAAAAGGUGGCCGUUGCAGCGACACUUGUGGGUUUGCUGCAAAGCAUUGGCCAGGACGCCGACUCGGACGUGGAACGUGAAGCAGAAGUUGAGGAAGAUCGACCGAGCCGCGUGAAUCGAGACGACACGCAGCAACAGCUGCGGACCUUUCGCUUGGCAGCAAGUCGAUGCACGUACUUGAUGUCCAGUGCAGCUUCGAGACAGCAACAACAAGAUGCCGAGGAGUUUCUGUCGUUUUUGCUGGAGUUGCUGCAUGAUUUGCUGCGCGUGCCGGCGCAGCCGAAUCGACAGGAAGAAGAGCAGCAACGCUUUUUGCAGUCGGAAGACUGGUUUUUGCAGCAGUUGAAGAGCUACGAUCCAAACGAUCCACGGUCGUAUACCCAAGCAGUGGCAAACAUUGGCGACGUGAGAUGGAACUACUUUCUGCGCCAGAACGCGUCAGUGAUUACCGAACUGUUUUCCGCGCAGACUGUGCGAGGUUCUCAGUGCUGUAGCUGUGCGAACCUCACGUGUCUUCACGAAGAACAACGGAUCUUCUCGCUUGCAAUUGGUGUAGGAAAAGAAGACCAAACGCUUGCCGGGUGUCUAGAGCGCUUUCGUCAUCCGGAGCAGCUUACUGGAGAGAAUCGUGUAUACUGCGAUGGCUACUGCCGUGCGAAGACCACGCGUCUCACGCAGAUCCUUCUGCAGCGUGUGCCGCCAGUGUUGGUAUUCCAGCUGCAACGGUUCAAACACACGUCUUUGAAAAGACAAACCGAAAAAGUGGAUACGCCGGUGAGCUUUCCAUGCGGAAAGGAUGAGCUUCUGGACAUUACAAUGAACGCCUUUAUUCGAGAGGACGAAAGCCGAGUUAUAUUUGAGUUGACAGCAGUGUGUGCUCACGUUGGCAGCUCCAUUGACUCCGGCCAUUACGUUGCAUACGUGCGCCACGAACAUGUACGACAAGACGCUGUACGAUCCGAGCAAUGGUUUCGGAUUGAUGAUGAAGUAGUUUCUGCGAUCGAUGAAGCACAGCUACGACAGGAGACGCUGUGUUCUGCAUAUCUCCUCUUCUACGCCCAAGUACCCAGGCGAGGUGAUGGUCAUUGA
Molecule: messenger RNA, 1491 nt
Organism: Hyaloperonospora brassicae
Lineage: Eukaryota; Oomycota; Peronosporomycetes; Peronosporales; Peronosporaceae
Source: the annotation of a GenBank genome assembly